Messenger RNA from Caenorhabditis auriculariae, 5881 nucleotides. Lineage: Eukaryota; Metazoa; Nematoda; Chromadorea; Rhabditida; Rhabditidae. The record is from the annotation of a GenBank genome assembly.
AUGGCUAGGAAUGGACAAGUUGGAGGUACUGUUUUUCUUGAUUUUUAGGAUUUUUUUUAAAAUUUAUUGGACCUUGAAAUUUCACGUCUUUUCCUCAGAUUUUGAGCUGAGCUACGAGAAAAAUGAGCUGGAGCAGCCUCACGAGCUCCAAAACGGCUAUGAGCUGACCUACGAGCUUCCAAAUCAAGAUGAGCCCGACGAGGAUGCCGAUCGGGACCCCUGUGACGUCAUGGCUCUUCCGGUUUGCCGCAGCGGCAGGAAAGGCCACAAGUUCCGGUCCUGUUUCAAAAGUCGGUCUUUCAUCGGAUUACUGUAGGAUCGUGGCGGGAUCAUUUAGUCGGGUUCUGAGAUUCUGAGAUUUUUUAAAGAUCUUUUUUGUUCGAAAAUCGGCUUCGUCCAGUGUCGGCUUUAUACCUCUUUAUUUUUUUUUUAAAUUCGAGCGGCCACUUAAGAGGUUCUGACGGACUACUUGGAGAGGACACUGUAGCCAUUUGAAUAGAGGUCAUUAUUCUUCGUCUAAGUGACCACUAAAGUAGUUUUGAGUGAUCUAGUAGUACCACUAAGACUUCUAAAGGGGCUACUAAAUUUUAGCCACUUAAGUGGCCACUAAAACCACCUCUAUUAAAGCCACUAUUCUACGUCUUAGUGGUCUAGUAGUACUACUAAGGCUUCUAAAGGGGUCACCAAGUUUUAGCCACUUAAGAGGCUACUAGUUUGAAUAUUAUAGUGGACUCUAAAACGUCAGAACCCUCAAAUGACCACUAAAGUUUCCAGUAGAAUCGUGAUGGGACCCUUAUUCUUGAUCCUCUAAACGCCGUAAUGAGAAAAAAAGGUGAAAUAUAGGGUUUUAGUCAGUUUUUUCAGUCAUUAAUGCUCUUGAAUAUUAUUGAGGUUCAGAAAAAAUGGAAGAUUUCAGGCGCCAUGGACGGAUUCGAAGGCUCCGACCUGGAGGCGGUCUUCAACCAAAUCCGAAAGUUUGCCAGGAAAGGAAGAGGUGAUUUUGAGCCUCGGUUGGCUUGAAAAUUGAGCUCCCAACCUUUGGCGAGGGCUGGCCCGACCAUAGGGAGGUCUCAAGCGAAAACGGGCCCGCCCGGCACAAAAACCAGAUUUUUUAAAUGGUAUAAGUCAUUUUUUCACUGAAAAAGGCUAUUUCCAUGAGAACUGCAGUAGUUUGAAGCCCUUCCCCUCGCGGUUACAGUAAUACUACAGUACUCCAAGUUAUUGUCGGGAUCCUCGAGAAAUCCCUUCAAAGUAGCACUUGAACCGGUUUUAGAUACUUGAAAACUCUGAAAAGGAAAGAAUAUUAGAGUGAGAACCAUAACUUGGAGUACUGUAGUAUUACUGUUACUUGGAGUACUGUAGGAAGGCGUUACAGGGGGCGGGGCUACAAACUACUAACUGCAAAAUUCAAAAAACUCUACAUUUAAUCCAUUUUCGAUAAAUCUAUAGUACAAUAUCUUAAUGUGGAAAUUUUUUAUUCAUACCCCGAGUUUUUUUUUUAUGAAGUUACGCAUUUUUUUCCUCAAGGAAACCUGAUCUCUGAAUCAUUUCAUAGGCGAAAAAUUACGAUUUUUCUUUGGUUCUUCUCGAAAAAAAUACUUGGAGAUUCUGAGAUCUAGAAAAACAUUUGAAUUCCAGGUCUGACCAACAUUUUCUCCUUUGGCGGCUUUGAUGAGCUGGAAAGCAAGCGAUUCCAUGACCGGAAACACCGAUUUCAUCGGAUCAAUCCGGUUCGAAAAAUCGAUUGAUCAAAAGACUGAUCCCUUUAAGGAUUCCGGCCGUGUUGUCGGCGCGAUCGCCGGCAACUUCCUUUUCCGGUUUGGUGGCCGGCAUAACCGGCUGAGCGACACCGGAAAGAUCGUCCUUGAUAACAUGAUGAGUGGUAAAUAUCGGAGAAAAGUUGGGAGAUUUGAGAGGGAUUUAUUGGAAAAGAACUUUUAGAUGCAUCGAUUUGAACCGGUUGUCAAGCCGGAGGACAAGGAGAAGCUGCAAAAGGUAUCGUCUUCUAUGAAUAUUCCUUGAAGCAUUUUUUUAGAUUUGGGUUUUAGAUCUUUAAACAAUCAGUCGGUUCCCAUUGUUUUUAGAAGGCUUUUGGACUCCAUUGUAAGCCAAAAGAAAAAAAUUUUAAAGUUCAUUUUUGGACCGAAGAUGUCACGGGCCAAGUAGGGGGUGUGUCAAUCAAUCAAAAUCUAUCAAUUUCUAUCGACUUUAUGAAGUUUAUAAGGCUCUCUUGUGUUUCUAGUUUAAUGCGUUUCCAGAAAAAUUUGAAAAUAAUUUUUUUCCCGUAGCUUUCUAGGAAGGUUUUUGGUUCCUUUUCUGGCCGUAAGUGUUACGGGCAACGAGGAAAAGUUUCAAUAAUUCCAUUUCCUUUGUUUGAGGGGUUUUUUUAGACUAUAUUGGGUUUCUAAUGAAGACCGAUUCUAGAAUGAAAAGGAUAGUUUGUAUUGAUUUUUAUGCCCUUUUAUGAAACUUUAUAUCGUUAUAUUUUACUAGAAAACAAAGCUACUCAUGAUAGAGGCACGCACGGGGCGACCCGACCCGUGAAGCGGUCAUUUUGACAAAAGAGCAUUUUUUUUUUCUUGACUCUAUCCCUAGUUUCCUACAUUUUUUACAUUUUCAACUUUGCGCGUUGGCCCGGGACGCCUCGUUGGAAACUUUGGUAGAAAGUAUUAUUUUUGAAGUCCAAGAUUCAUUAUUUACCAUUUUGUAGGAACGAUCAAAUAGCUUGUUUCCGAUCUUUCUGGCCUUUUUUGCUUUAUUGUCUGCCUAGUCUGACCUUCUUUUUACCUUACUAUAAUCCUAAUUUUUUUUUCUCUGAAAAAGAAGAUUGUAUAAUCCAGGUGAAGCCGCCGAGGCCGCCACCGCCGACGCCGAUCGCCGUGCCGGAUCUGAGCGAUUUCGAACGGCAAAGGAAGAGAUGUCUGGCCGAGAAGAGCUUGUUUGAGGUUGAACUUUUUGUUCUUUCGAAAAAAGCGAAUCGGAAUCACUUUCUCUGUUAGGAACCUUAAGAAUAGCUGUUUUGGGAACAUUUCAAGAUUUUUUUGGAGCGAUUUUUAGGACUUAUAAAAAAUAGUUCACAGAGUAAAAUCAAAAAAAGUGGAAACUUAACAUGUAGUCUAACAAGAAGGGAAAUUGAUAAUGUUUUUCAAAAAAGGAAAUAAAUGGGCGGAAAAAUUACAAUACACGGGUUGACAGUUACCCAAAAAUAGGGUUAAUUCGAAAAAUUAUUCAAUUUUUUAUGAAUGGUUUCUGAGAGAAUUUGCAAUCUAAAUAUGUAGUAAGUUUAUUGCAAAAAGGAAUAGCUUAAUAAGAAAAACACUUUCUCUGUCAGGAAAUUUGAGAACAGCUGUUUUUAGUAAAAUUCAAGAUUUUUUUGGAGCGAUUUUUUUACGACUAAUACUUAAUAAUUUACGGAGUAAAAUCAACGAAAGUGGAAGCUUCUUGGUUCAAAAUUACAUGUGGAAAGUUUAACAAGAAGGAAAUUUGAUAAUGUUUUUUUCAAAAAAAGGGAAUAAAUGGGCGGAAAAAAAUAACAAUACACGGGUUAACAGGUACCCAAAAAUAGGGUAAAUUCGAAAAGUUAUUCAAUUUUUUCCGAAUGCUUUCUAAGAGACUUUGGUUUUUAAAUAUGUAGUAAGUUUAUUCCAAAAAGGAAUAGCUUAAUAAUAAAAAAACACCUUCUCUGUUAGGAAAUUUGAGAAAAGCUGUUUUGAGUAAAAUUCAAGAUUUUUGGAGCGAUUUUAAUGACUAAAAUUCAAUAAUUUACAGAAUGAAAUUAAAAAAUUUAAAGCUUCUCGGUUUAAAGUAACACAUAGAAAGUCUAAAAAGAAGGAAAAUUGACAAUUUUUCUCAAAAAAAGGGAAUAAAUGGGCGGAAAAAUAACAGUACACACGGGUUGACAGGUACCCAAAAAUAUGGUAAAUUCGAAAAGUUAUUCGAUUUUUUCCGAAUGGUUUUUGAGAGACUUUGGAUUCUAAAUAUGUAGUAAGUUCAUUCCAAAAAGGAAUAGCUCAAUAAAAAAGUCAUUAGAAGAAUUUCCAGCAGUUUUGAGCCAAUUUUUUGAAAUUUAGGGUCUUUUAACAAUAUUCUACAGCUGGUAAGUUUCACCGAUCGUGUUCCUAGAAUUUCCACCGAAAAAACUCCUAUUUUCUUUCGGUUUUUCUGACCCCUUAAGUUUCGCUAGCUAGCACUAGAUACUUUUCACGAUUUUAAAGCACUGGACGUUUUUUUUAAACUGAGCUAAAAAUGAGUUAAUUUUUAGGACCCCGACUUUCCAGCCAACAAUAAAAGCCUGUUCAACAGCAGGCCGACCAGGAAUAUUAUUUGGAAACGUCCUGGGGUAUUUCUGAAGAAAGAGAGAUUAAUUUUCAAGCAGGAAGCUACAGGAAAUUGUGCCGGAUCCUCAAUUGAUAGUUGGCGAUAAAUCGAGAUUCGACGUGAAACAGGGAUUGUUGGGAAAUUGCUGGCUGCUGGCCGCGAUCGCCAAUUUGACGCUUCAUGACGAAUUAUUCUAUCGAGUCGUGCCCCCGGAUCAGUCUUUCACUGAUAAUUAUGCGGGUUAGAGAAUUUUCAAGCUUCAGGAGUGAAAAGAAAAAGAAAAAGCAGCUCUUCAAAGUAUAAAUGACAGCCUUUGAAAAGCUGGAGACUAUCCUCCAGGAAAAGUUUUUGAAUGCUUUCAAAGUCCGUCCGCAGUGACUUUAGUUUCGCGUGUCUGCGUCUCUCUGUUCCCUCACCAGGUCACAGAAACGCAAAAAUAGCGCGUCAACAAGAGUGGGUAUUAGAGAGACGAGGAGGGCGCAGAGAAGUCCCGAAAAACGGACUAUACAAACGAAAAAUAGCUUGAGAGGAGCUAUAAAUAGUAGAAAAUAAAUCCUUCCGUCUUGCUGUAACCGUACUCAACAGAUAUCCAAUGCAAAUCUCAGAUUAUUUUAUAGCGAACCAAUUUUUUGAAGUCUUUUGCAGACAAAAAUAGCCUCGAGUAGGGCCUUAUAUGGGAUUUUGUUUUGAAAAUCGGUCGGGACGUACUAAAUAAGGAUAAUGGAAUUCUAAAUGUGCAAAUCUUUCUGUUGAGAAAAGUCUCAAAAAGACCUACAGUACCGCUCAAAAGUCUAUUAACUUUUGGUUUUUUGGGGAUAUCUCAGCGAGUACUUAUCCGAUUUAUAUAUAACUUUCAGGGAUAAUGUAAAAUAUACUUUGAAACAUAUACGGUAUACAAAGACAUGUCCGCAAUGACUGUGACGCGUUUUUAGGCAUUUUUUUAUUGAAUUCCAUUUUUGUUUUUUUAUGCUUUUAUUUUUUUAUUUAUUUUUUUAUUAAAUUUUUUUAAAAUUAAUAAUGUUGCCAUAUGAUUUUUUUCAUGUUUUUCAGACAUGGGAAGAAUCUCUGGAAAAAGGAUUUGACUGAUAACGACAAAAGAGCCAUCGUUGUGGUCGUCAAAAAUGGACUGACCAUGAUGACGUUGGCAGGAAUGUUCGGCGUGACAGAGGCGGUCAUUUCUCAGUUCCUAAAGCGUCAGAAAGCUCAAGAUGGCUCUACUAACAGCCAACGCACUGGAAGACCACGUGUCACUGAUCGUAAUGACGAUAGGAACAUUUUGAAGACGUCUAGAACCAAUCCAAGACUCACCGCCCCUGCGAUCAGACGGGAAGUUUUCUUGAAUUCGCCAGCUCCGCCAUCCGUCUCGACCGUGAAACGACGUCUGAAUGCUGCUGGAAUCAUGGGAAGACGUCCAGUGAAGAAACCGCUGAUUUCUGAAAAGAAUCGAGUCGCCAGGGUGAAGUGGGCGAAGGAGCAUCUCAACUGGACCCGUCAAGACUGGAACAAGAUUCUGUCGUCCGACGAAAUCAAGUUCCUCCUCUUCGGAAGUGACGGAAUUCAAUGA